This is a messenger RNA of Epinephelus moara (kelp grouper), 4000 nucleotides long. Its product is annotated as Krueppel-like factor 6. Gene Ontology annotation, molecular function: RNA polymerase II cis-regulatory region sequence-specific DNA binding; DNA-binding transcription factor activity, RNA polymerase II-specific. The transcript has 4 exons. Lineage: Eukaryota; Metazoa; Chordata; Actinopteri; Perciformes; Serranidae. The record is from RefSeq and is a predicted model, not a curated record. The coding region runs from base 218 to 1066 and encodes 282 amino acids. Gene Ontology annotation, biological process: regulation of transcription by RNA polymerase II.
GGGGGAAGUUUACAGUGCGCUGACGGACUUUUGGAGAGUUCAGUGUUGUGCGCUCUCGGUGCGUCACACGCUCAAAACCUCCACUCGAAGCGCACGACUCCAGACUAUCAUACAUGCAAAUACAGCCAAGACUCCAGCUUCUCUUUAACCACGACAAGCUUCGUUUUCCCUACAAGCUUGAAUUCGCUUCUACUUGUGGCUGCAUCUUAGGAGUGAAAUGGAUGUCAUCCCUAUGUGUAGCAUCUUCCAGGAGCUCCAAAUUGUGCACGACACCGGAUACUUUUCAGCUUUACCAUCUCUGGAAGAGUACUGGCAGCAGACAUGCCUUGAGCUUGAAAGGUACCUCCAGAGCGAGCCCUACGUCUCGGCCACCGACCUCAAAUUUGAGAGCCAGGAGGACCUGUGGAGCAAGCUGAUGCUCGCCUGCGGGGACAAGUCAAACGAGUCGGACCCAAAGAUCCCCCACAUCAAGGAGGAGGAAGACAAUCAGGACAGCCAGCACCUCGAUGCCGGCGGCUUCAACUCCGACGCCAGCAGCGAGGCCUCGGACAGCUCCGAGGAGCUCUCCCCUACCCUCGACUUCUCCUCCAGCUCUUUGGCUGACAUUCUGGGAGACGGUGGCGAAGACCUGGGCUCCACCAUCAUCAGCACACCCCCGUCCUCACCUGAGCUGGGGAAAGAGGGCUCUGUUGCCCAGGUGUGGAGUGGGAUACAGACUGUGCUGCACUCACCUGGGAAAAUUAGGACUGGGGGCAUAGAGAGGUCGGGGCUGACCAGUGGGGAGGCAUCGCCUGACGGCAGGAGGCGGGUGCACAGGUGUCACUUCAACGGAUGCAGGAAGGUGUACACCAAGAGCUCGCACCUCAAAGCACACCAGCGCACGCACACAGGUGAGAAGCCCUACAGGUGUUCAUGGGAGGGCUGCGAGUGGCGCUUUGCACGAAGCGAUGAACUUACCAGACACUUCAGGAAGCACACUGGAGCAAAGCCAUUCAAAUGCAGUCAUUGCGACAGGUGUUUCUCCCGUUCUGACCACCUGGCGCUGCACAUGAAGAGGCACAUCUAAGAUGGCCUCCAUGUCGAGAUCUCUGAGGGAUGAUUCCAGUUGAUUGUCCUGACCUGUGGGGGAUCAGCGAGGCCGGUGUGUCCUGGAAGCGUUAACAGGGGCACCGCCGUGUUCCAGUCAGUGGAAAAACAUGAAGCAACGCAGGCUAUUAUUUGCACCAUACUUAGUGCCUCCAACACCUCGCUGUGGAGAUUGCUCUUGAAAGGCUUUUUACGGAGAAGUGUGGGGGGGGGGGGCGGGGAGAGACUUGAGAAAAAAAAAAAAGAGUUUAAAACCGGGAAAAAUCUGGGCUGGAGAAGAUGGGAAGAGACUCUUCUGUAUGGUGUUCAAUGCUUUUUUCCUGGAGGAUUAUGGGACUCCUGCGGGGGUGCUGUUCCUCUAAUGACAGUGUGUUUGCCUGUGCGCAUGGGGACUGUGAGUGCCUGUGACUGGAUGCCUGUGCUGGCUUUAUGGAGCGGAUGGAGCUUGCAUUGUGGAACUGCGAGUGAAUGACGUGGAGGGUGUGAUGUUAUGCGAGGGAGGUUUUAGGGGGGGAUAUCUGUGGUCUCACUGAGAAUGAAUGCAAGCAAAAAAAAAAAGGGUUCUGUCUGUGCUGAUUGAGUUUAUUGGCUGUGGAGGGGAAUAGGGGCUUGUUUUGUGGAGCUGAUGUGCUAGAAAGCGCCCCCUUUCUGCCCGGAGGUGGAACUACAGCUCCCUAUUCAAACACGGGAGGCCGUUUUGUUUAGUGCAGCUAUUAAAUGUGCAAUGUAUUACGUAGCCUGUCUCAAAACAUACACGCUAUAAAGCUCAUUUUGUUGUCCAUUGUGUAAGCUCUGUAUCUUAAAAAACAAAAACAAAAAAACAGUGGUUGUACACAAACAGUUAUUGCCAUUAUAACAGAAGUUGCAUGGGAUCUGGGGAUGUGUUGCUCACCUGUUUGCUUAUAGGACAACAAAAUUCCAUUCGAGAGCAGCUACCUUCAUAUUACUCAAUAUCAUAGUAUUGUACAAAACACAUAAGGCAGUCAUUUUGUUUUUUAUUUUCUUGAUAAGUUGGGGAUACCACUAUUGCUUGGCAACUGUCUUGAUCAUGGGAUUUUUGUUCCUUUUUCUUCACUUUUGCUCUUCUCUUUUGUUCUAUCUGUAAAUGCACUGUUGACCUUACGGAUGCCUUAUGUAAGUGGCCUUGUCCUGUUAAAUAGAUCUCUCUCUCACACACACACACACACACACACACACACACCAAACGGAGGUUGCGAAUGCACUAGUGCGUUAUUGAAUUGCUUUAUAAAGGCUCUGAUCCAUACAGUCGCACCUUUGCCCUCUUGUCUCGCCCAGACUCCUCUAAACUCCUCAAUAAAAAAAAGAAGAAAAAAAAAACUAAAUAUCAGCUUCAUAAUGACUGCCAUUUUUACAUUACUGUGCACUCUUUGUUGAACAUAUCAUAACUAUCUCAAAACUAAAUCAUAUUCUCCAAAAAUGACCCGAGUCUGAGACAAAAUCUUGGAGCACUUGAAAAAGCGACUCAGUUUUGUAAAGGUUUACUACUAUGUAGUAUAAAGUGGCGUGGAUGCACUUCAGUCGGACUGUAACUUAGUGUCAAAGGUACAGAGUCUUGGAAAUAUGUUCUCAUGAUAUGUGGCAUGCUCAGCCUCCAUGGUUGUGUCAAAUUAGAGUUACUGCUAAGAAAACAUUUAUGCUGGGGCCAUUUAUGUCCGUCGAUGUGUCAAAAGCUUACAGUCUUUAAAGAAAAGGAUGACGACAUUCUCAAUCAUGAGUCUGUUUUGGUGUUGUAUGUCUUGGUGAGUCUCGCCCUCAGGGUGAGUCAGUAUCUUUACUCAGCCCUGGUUUAAACAACCCGUGAUCUGACUAAAUGGUACCAAAAACCGGUCUAACCAGUUCAGCUGAGCUGUGCUGCAGGCCUAGAGGUUUCUGUAUGCGUCUGCAGGUGAACUGAGGUGAAACCAGGACCAGAUGUAUGUCUGUACCGACUUCACUAUAUGCAUGUUUUAUCUUUAGUUAACUGUACAUGACUUCAACGCACUCUGUGGGUUGAUAAAGUUUAUCGAAUUCCUCUCAGUUUCACAAUCGGAUGAUCUCCAUCACCAUUUUCCCUGUUUCUAGAAAACAUUUUGGAGCCACAGUGUUUUUACUGGAUAAUAUGUUUGUUGAAAAGUAAGACAUGUGGGAGUGUUGAAAAAAAAAAAUCUGCUUUAAGGGUAUGGCUGGUUUAAGUGGUCAUGAAACUUGUUGAUGGCUGUCACUCAGUGGUCAGUCUCACAGCUGUACAUGUGAACCUGGUCUACAUUAAAGAAAGUCCGUACACUGAGAAAUGUCAAAAAUGAAAAAGAUAUGUACAUUGUAAACUAAGAGAAUUUUGUAAGGAAGCUUCUAUUUUGAAAGGGUAUGGGACCAAAAACAAGUGCAGUGUGUUGUUUCUAAAGAUGAACCAAUAAAGACAAGAGGCUGAAGAAUUAUUGUAAAAUAGACACACUCCAUUCUCCUUCAUUUGCUUCUGUAACAUCUUUGUUUUUGAUUUGAUUGGAGAAAGGUAAAGCAGAUGUAUGUUUAAAAAAAGGCAUCAAUUGCGUAUACACCUGUGGCCUAUCAUCUUUCAAAAAAAACAAAACAAAACAACAAAAAAAAAUUCAGACGUGAAUUGUUCUGGACACUUGAAUUGUCAUAAUCUAGCAUUCUGUUGCCCGCUUAGUAUUAUUUUGUUUGUUUGUUUUUGUUUGUUUUUUUGCCAUGUGAUUUCUUUCUCUCAACUUUUCAAAGACGCCCUAUCUUUAGCUAGAGAAUCUUUAUUGGAUAAACAUGGAGAUAAAAAUAUGAGGCUCUAUUUUUGUUUGUUUUAUGGCAUAACAAGAUUUUUUCAUUUGAAAUUGUUUUGUAAAAUAGUUUCUGUAUGAAUGUAUUUUUUAUUGGAAAAUCGAUAAAAAGAAUUUAUUGGAUC